Messenger RNA from Triticum dicoccoides, 1775 nucleotides. RefSeq names its product cation/H(+) antiporter 20-like. Bases 125 to 1474 code for a protein of 449 amino acids. Gene Ontology annotation, cellular component: membrane; endomembrane system. Lineage: Eukaryota; Viridiplantae; Streptophyta; Magnoliopsida; Poales; Poaceae. The record is from RefSeq and is a predicted model, not a curated record. Gene Ontology annotation, biological process: regulation of pH; proton transmembrane transport. Gene Ontology annotation, molecular function: antiporter activity. The transcript is spliced from 3 exons.
GCACCUGCAGCCGUGCAUGCACACACAAAGGCGCAUCAAGAUUACCAUCCCAGCCGCUGUUCUUUGAGGGAGCAUAUCCCAGCCGUUGGGUGCGCGCAGAACUAGCUAGCAGUAGAGCUCAAGCAUGGCCGUGAAGAUGGCAUCGGACGGCCUGUGGCAGGGCGAGAACCCUCUCGACUUCACGCUGCCGCUCCUGGCGGUGCAGAUAGCCGUCGUGCUCGUCGUCACGCAGGGCCUCGCCUUCGCCCUCAAGCCCCUGCGCCAGCCUAGGGUCAUCGCCGAGAUCCUGGGCGGCAUCUUGCUCGGACCUUCGGCCCUGGGCCGGUGGGGCGCCUUCCGCCGCACGAUCUUCCCGGAGUGGAGCACCCCCGCGCUAGACACCGUGUCGGGCCUCGGCCUGCUCCUCUUCCUCUUCCUGGUCGGCCUCGAGCUCGACUUCCGCGCCGUUCGACGCGUGGGGCCCCGCAGCGUGGCCAUCGCAGCGGCCGGCAUCGUGCCUCCGCUGCUCGCCGCCGCCGGUAUCGUGCCACUCCUCGACCUCGCCAUCCCGGCGCCCCGCCAAGCCUCAUACCUCUCGCUGUGCGUGUUCCUCGGCGCCGCGCUCUCGGUGACCGCUCUCCCCGUGCUCGCGUGCAUCCUCAAGGAGCUCGGCCUCCUCGGAGUGCCCUUCGGCGAGACCGCCAUGGCUGCCGCCGCCGUGAACGACGUCUUCGCGUGGGCGCUCCUCGCGCUCGCUCUCGCCGUGUCCGGCGGGGGCCGCGAGCCGAAGGGACCCCCUCUCGCUCCGGUCUACAUCCUCUCGUCGGGCGCCGUCUUCGUGGCGUUCACGUUCUUCGCGCUCCGCCCUCUCAUGGCGCGCCUGGCGCGCCGCACAGGCCCCUGCAGCUCGGAAAGCAACCUGACCUGCUCAUGCGCCGUCGCGUGCGCGCUCCUAGCGGGCACCGUGACCGACGCCAUCGGCGUGCACCCCGUGUUCGGCGCGUUCGUGUUCGGGCUGGCCAUGCCCCGGGAGGACGGCUUCGCGGAGCGCAUCGGCGAGAAGGUGACGCCGCUGGUGUCCGGGCUGAUGCUGCCGCUCUACUUCGCCACGAGCGGACUGCACACGAAUGUGGACAACGUCCAGGGCGUGGCCGCGUGGGGGAUGGUGGCGCUCGUGGUGGCCGUGGCUGUGGUGGGGAAGUUCACCGGGACGUUCGCGGUAGCGGUCGCCGGGACCGGCAUGGCCAGGCGCGAGGCGGCCGCCCUCGGUGUGGCCAUGAGCGCCAAGGGUCUCGUGGAGCUCAUCGUACUCAACAUCGGCAAGGAGAAGAAGGUGCUGGACGACACGACGUUCGCCAUCUUCGUGAUCAUGGCGCUGACGACCACGGUGAUCGCGACGCCGCUCAUGACGGCGCUCUACCGGCAUCAGUCGACGGCCACCACGCCGGAGAUCGAUGGGGUGGGGCUCAAAGGAGGCGACGCUUGCCCGGCAUAAACUCAGGGAUUAUCAAUCGGUCAUAGACUCAUACUCCAUACUUUGGCAGUGAUCCUCGCUGCUGAUAUGCACCUAUGUGAAUCGUUUGGUUUGUGUGUUCAACUGUUCAUGCAUGUACUGAAGUAGGAGAGCUACGAGGUCAUGCAGGCAGGAGUUGCUCUGUUUUCUUCUUCUUCUUCUUCUUCUUGUGGCUAUCAGCUAUCCCUGAGCGAUGGCCAUGUGCCGUAGCACUACCAAGCUUCGCAAUGUAUCAUUUUGGGUUUACCCAUGUAAUGUUAUUAAUUAACUCUGAAUGAUAUCA